AUGUCACGAUUAAUUUUUCUUACGCUUCUUUUAGCUUUUAUUGGGUUUACUUCAGCCCAGGUUGGACAAGUCAACACACCUAGUGAUAAAAUUGCAACUGGUGCCAAUGUUAUAAUCACUUGGAUGUACACCCAACAAGUAAAUCAGAUUCCAGGCACUUUAAGUUGUGUCGAUAACUCAACAAAAAAUACAGUUCUACUUAGUAGUACAGUAGAUCUCUCCGCUCAAUCUUAUACAUGGUCGGUCAAUGUUCCCGCGGGUACUUAUUACCUUGCUCUUAACGAUGGUAGUGGUGAUAAGUACUCUGGAACUUUUAUACCAGAACAAGUGAAUCAUCAAAACAAACCACAACACCAACCAGCUUGUCCAGUUCUGCUACAAGCUUCACUAAAUCAUCCACUUUUGGAUACAAAUAUUUGCUUAGCCUUAUUAUGGUGGCAACAGUAA
Messenger RNA from Dentiscutata erythropus, 447 nucleotides. The record is from the annotation of a GenBank genome assembly. NCBI's taxonomy places the organism in Eukaryota, Fungi, Glomeromycota, Glomeromycetes, Diversisporales, Gigasporaceae.